AGGUCCUUUACCUUCGAGGGUCGACAGGGUAACGUAAACGCUAUCUGGGCAUCCGCUUAUUCACACUUACUACACAUAUAUUCUGCAACUCGAGGUCUUUCCUCGCUGUUACGUUUUUGUGAUGCUUCGAGGCUUCCUUCAAUGAAGUAAUUAACAUAAAGUAUAAAGUGAUUUUUUGUGCGUUAGCCGAGUGUCGCGAAGAAGAUCGUCCCCGUUGACUUCGCAGGAAAUAUGGCAGACGAACCGAUGAACGUCGAUAUAGAGAAUCCAGUCGAUGAUGUUCCAGAUAUAAUGGACGAACCGUCGACGGAAGAAUUGGCUGAACUGAAGAAGGAAUCUGCUAAUCACUUUUAUGCAACAAAAGAAUAUAAGAAAGCCUUGGCUAUUUAUAACGAAGUUAUCGAGUUAUGCCCUGACAUUCCACGCUAUUAUGGCAACAGAGCUGCUUGUUACAUGAUGCUUAGCCAAUACAGGGAAGCUCUAGCAGAUGCCAAAAAAUGUAUUGAACUAGACCCAAAAUUCACUAAGGCAUAUUCGAGAAUCAUAAAAUGCUGUCUGAUCCUUGGUGACAUAGUCGAGGCAGAGACCACCCUAACGAAAUUAAAAGAACUAGAACCAGAAAACACCACAAUUGCUACUGAACAAGCUCAACUCGAACACGUACAGAAAUAUAUGAAAGAAGCAGAUGUAGCAUAUGCAAAAAAAGAUUUUCGCAAGGUUGUCUACUGUAUGGAUUGCUGUUGUAGUGUAAGCAAAGCAUGUCCAAGAUUUAAGUUGACGAAAGCAGAAUGUCUGGCCAUUUUGGGCAGAUACCAAGAAGCCAAGGAAAUUGCAAACGAUAUAUUACAUAUGGAUAAACAAAAUGCAGAUGCAAUUUAUGUACGAGGGAUGUGUUUGUAUUAUCAAGAUAACGUUGACAAAGCUUUUACGCAUUUCCAACAAGUACUUCGCCUUGCACCUGACCACAGCAAGGCACUUGACAUAUACAAAAGAGCUAAAUCACUGAAGCAAAAAAAAGAGGAGGGUAAUACCGUUUUUAAAAUGGAACGCUAUCAGGAGGCAUACAAUCUUUAUACAGAAGCACUCAAAAUUGAUCCUCAGAAUUUAAUCACAAAUGCAAAGUUGCACUUUAAUAAGGCUAACGCAGCGGCAAAGUUAGGUAGACUGAACGAGUCAAUAACAGAAUGCACAGCAGCUUUGGGGCUUGAUGAAAAUUAUUUGAAAGCUUUACGUAGAAGAGCUGCCUGUUAUAUGGAACUUCAACAGUACGAAGAGGCUGUCCGUGAUCUUGAGAAAGCCUGUAAAAUGGACAAGAGUCGUGAUAAUCGACGGCUUCUGUUGGAAGCGAAAUCGGCACUGAAGAAAUCCAAAAGAAAAGAUUACUACAAAAUUUUAGGAAUCGACAAGAACGCAUCCAUAGACGACAUAAAGAAAGCUUACAGAAAAAGAGCCAUGGUUCAUCAUCCAGACCGUCAUGCGAAUGCCUCUGAAAGUGAGAGAAAAGAGCAAGAAAAGAAAUUCAAAGAGGUUGGUGAAGCUUACAGCAUCCUGUCUGAUCCCAAGAAACGUUCAAGAUAUGACAAUGGACACGAUUUCGAUGGUGGUGAUAGCGGUAUGAAUGAUAUAGAUCCAAACGCAAUGUUCCAAUCGUACUUCGGACAAUUCGGCGGUGGCGGCGGCGGUUAUCAAUUUCAAACCGGCGGUUUCCCUGGCGGAUUUUCAUUUCAGUUCAGUUAAGUUAAUGUUCGCGAAAAAUUCACGAAGAGAAAGUAGCUUAGCGGAGUGCGUGACAAGAUAUCAAUGCUUCACUCCAUUAUUUAUAUACUUGUACUCCGAUAUCAUAAGUUCGACACUUGGUGAAACUUACAGAAAUAUUUGCAAACUAGUUUACCUAUAGUUUUCUGUGGGACCGUGAAUAUUAAGAAAAAAAUAAUUGUUCUAAUUAACUAUGAUAUAUUUGAAUUCAUACUGUUUAAACAUAUUUAUUCGCUACAUACAUACGCACAUAGCUAAUAGCCUCUAUAACGCAGUCUAAUCUUUUUCGAUGUUAUCUCAAGCAACAAAACAUUUUGUCAAAUUAUCGUGUUUGUCGAAUGGUAAUGAUCCUGCGUUCGAUAAAUUUCACUUGCCAUAAAUAAACAGUAUAUAGGUAUAAUAUAAAGAAUUCAAAAUAGACCUCUGAAAAAUG
Molecule: messenger RNA, 2188 nt
Organism: Cephus cinctus (wheat stem sawfly)
Lineage: Eukaryota; Metazoa; Arthropoda; Insecta; Hymenoptera; Cephidae
Gene: Tpr2
Product: dnaJ homolog subfamily C member 7
Exons: 11
Coding region: 232-1737 (501 amino acids)
Molecular function (GO): protein binding
Source: RefSeq, a predicted model, not a curated record